Messenger RNA from Alternaria rosae, 1466 nucleotides. RefSeq lists its product as uncharacterized. NCBI's taxonomy places the organism in Eukaryota, Fungi, Ascomycota, Dothideomycetes, Pleosporales, Pleosporaceae. The coding region runs from base 167 to 1381 and encodes 404 amino acids. The transcript is spliced from 4 exons. The record is from RefSeq and is a predicted model, not a curated record.
CUGCCCGCCAACUUGAAUGUUGGUUAUCAGCAGGAAGGAUUUCGCUCUUGCUGUGUCUGAGCCAAUUGAUCCAGUAGCUUGGUCGUGAGAAGGAGCAUUAGUGUGAGUGGUCUCAAGCGUCACCAUCUCUGUCGCGUCAACUCCAUCACUGCUUUGUCGCUUUAUCAUGGCAGGCACCAUCCAGCCCAUAGCCGCACUCACGGCCGAGGAUCACGGCCCAAUCAAUACAAUUGUCUCCAUCGUUCUUCCAGUUACAAGCAUACUCAUCGCAACGGUACGCAUGGCAAUGCGGCGGCAAAAGUUCUAUCGGUUCGAGUCUGAUGAUCUUGUAUUUGGUGCAGGACUCUGUUUUAGUGUCUUCACGUCCAUCUUGUCUCACUUCUGCGUCCGAGCAGGACUUGGAAGACACCAGGAAACGCUUGACGAAAAGCAAGUAGCUCAUUAUUUUAAGCUUUUCUGGACCGCACAAAUCUCGGUUGUCAUAGCUCUCGCUUUUGCUAAAUUAUCCCUCGUUGUCCUAUUCCAACGCAUCGCUCCAAACGAAGUUGGCCUUCAAGCCGUCAGAUGGCUCAUGCCCAUGGUCGCUGUGUACACGCUACUCUCUUUGUUUUUGAUCGCGUUUCAAUGCCAACUACCACAGCCUUGGAUACUUAGUCCGAGAAGUUGCUCUACACAUGGCAACGUGUACUAUCCGACUACAAUUUUUAACAUGUUGACCGACGCUGUGCUUGCUAUAUGGAUCUUUCCAGUCAUUCGCGGUGUGCAAAUGAAAGCACAUACCAAGUCUAUUGUGUUUUGGCUCUUCGGAUCGCGUUUACUCAUUUGCGUCGUGGAUAUUGGGCGAAUGGUAGUCAUCCACGAAGCUCUUCAGCUAGAGGAUCAAACACGAUCGCAACUGAUGUGGGCCAUAAUGGACCAAAUCGUUGUUCACAUUUCGAUCAAUCACGCUACACUACCACGUAUCCAGACUUUCCUCUCACAUCUACAAAUCGGUGGUAUGGGCACGAAUAUGGGAGCAAGUCGGAGUGGUAUACGGACGACGUCCAAAGGCAGAAGCAGCGCCACCAAAACUACCCAGGAGCACUCGAAAGUGGGGCGGACCUCCGCUAAAGCUUGGAACUCGUUGUGCAACCUUCUCACUGGGAGCCCCAACAGGGCGCCUAGCAUAUCUGAAGAGCCUCUCAGGCAGCAGCACCAAGGCAUUGAGCUAUCCACAAUUGUAUACCCCGGGAAAGGCGAGGCUAAACAAAGGAAUGUGGAGCAGAGUCGAUCAGCAGCGACAUCGUUAUCGAGCUCUAGAGAGGGCUUGACUAGAGAAGACAUUACAGGCUCACUAGGGGGUGUGAGGGUACAAAAGGAGUUUCAUGUGGUCUAUGACUAGAUGUGAUAUGCAGCCUUAGUGAUGCGUUCUAAAAGGCUCUCGUAUCAUAUGCAUUUAUACAAACGUCACAAUCUUUCUGACCGCU